AUGGAGCAACGGAGUAUCAGGAACUCUUCAAGGAAAAACAACGAGGCCACUACCCAAGCUUUCCUGGGUCUCUUCGCAGAUGUUGUCAACCCAAAGUACCCAUGCCGAGCGCUGAAAAGGGACAAAACAGACCAGCAGCUCCGAGCCGAGAAACUACAGUCUAUCGCAACACGUUCAGUGACUAUCAUUGACACGAUUCCCCCUGAACAAAUCGGGGGCCGAUUCUCUGUGGACAUUGAUAAUUUGGAUAUUCUUGUUACGGCGAAGAACCUUGUUGCUCCACAAGGCCACAAUUGGAAGCCUGCUAUCUACUAUCCCGAGCCGGAGCCGUUCUGUCCUAUCUGCAAAUCACCGCUGGGCCUGCGCUUGUGUACCGGUUGCUCAUGUGUUUCAUACUGCUCGAGGGAAUGCCAGAGGGUGCAUUGGAAAGAUCACAGGGACGUAUGUCGACACAUCACAGGACUGAAGGACAAGGGUUAUGUUGCAAAGGAGAUCGAGACAGCGAACCCGGCUUCAGAAGGCCACGAGGGAGUUUUUGUGGGCGACGAGAUAAUUUUUGAGGGUGUCUGGAGGGUGUUGGAGAACAGCGAGGGGGUUGCGAGUGAUUCCAAACCCUGA
Messenger RNA from Mytilinidion resinicola, 618 nucleotides. RefSeq lists its product as uncharacterized. The transcript has 2 exons. The record is from RefSeq and is a predicted model, not a curated record. NCBI's taxonomy places the organism in Eukaryota, Fungi, Ascomycota, Dothideomycetes, Mytilinidiales, Mytilinidiaceae. Bases 1 to 618 code for a protein of 205 amino acids.